UGUGCGCGCUCUGGAGCGGCUGGUACUUAACGCCUGCCGUCUCGUCUCUGUUCCAGGAGCUGUGCCAAUGUGUACAUCGAGCAAACGAGAGAACGACGACAGAGAGGGAUCCUGUGUCUGUCCUGGUGCCACACAUUCACCUGUUUCUCCGUGGUGAACUGAAGGACAGUUCUUUCGAGAGGUCCCUACAUUUCAAGAGGAGACGAAAGCCUUAUUUGGAAAUCUUAUGGACGAAGUCCUAGCUACGGGAAAUGAGUCGCCAGACUGCCACCGCGCUGCCCACAGGAACAUCUAAGUGCCCUCCCUCUCAGCGCGUGCCCACCCUUUCAGGCACCACAGCCUCCAACAGUGACCUGGCGAGCCUGUUUGAGUGUCCUGUCUGCUUCGACUAUGUCCUCCCCCCAAUCCUCCAGUGCCAGUCCGGACACCUGGUGUGCUCUAACUGCCGACCUAAGCUCACUUGUUGCCCCACCUGCCGAGGUCCCCUGGGUUCCAUCAGGAACCUGGCCAUGGAGAAGGUGGCCAACUCUGUCCUUUUCCCCUGCAAGUAUGCCUCAUCAGGCUGUGAAGUCACCUUGCCUCAUACCGACAAGACCGAGCACGAAGAGCUUUGUGAGUUUCGGCCGUAUUCCUGCCCCUGCCCCGGUGCCUCUUGCAAGUGGCAGGGAUCAUUGGACGCAGUCAUGCCUCACCUGAUGCACCAGCACAAGUCCAUCACCACACUGCAGGGGGAGGACAUCGUGUUCCUGGCCACAGAUAUCAACCUGCCCGGUGCGGUGGACUGGGUAAUGAUGCAGUCGUGCUUCGGCUUCCACUUCAUGCUUGUGCUGGAGAAGCAGGAGAAGUACGACGGACACCAGCAGUUCUUUGCCAUCGUGCAGCUCAUUGGGACUCGCAAGCAGGCCGAGAACUUCGCCUACCGACUGGAGCUCAACGGGCACCGGCGUCGUCUGACCUGGGAGGCCACGCCACGCUCCAUCCACGAGGGCAUUGCCACAGCUAUCAUGAACAGCGAUUGCCUGGUGUUCGACACAUCCAUCGCACAGCUGUUUGCUGAGAACGGCAACCUGGGAAUCAACGUCACCAUCUCCAUGUGCUAAAAACUUUGAAGAGAAGAGGAUUUAAAAAAACAAAAGAAGUUACAUAUUGUUAGGGGGCAUUUUUUCUUCGUUUUCUUUUUUUUUUUAUUAGAGGGGAGACCUCACAGUGCCCCACCCCUCUCUGCCUCACUCCUUCAGACAUGGAUUUGGACUGUCUACUUAGGCAGCCAUGGAGGCCCGGGGGGGGUGAGAUGGUUGGCUGAAUGUUUGGAUAGAUGAGUGGAGGAAAUGAAACAAAAUGACGUAACUGUGUAGUGACGGCUAUAGACUUGUAAACACAUUACGUGAGACCCGUGCGCCCACGCGGGGCCUCGCCCUCUGUUGGUCAUAAACACGGACACAAACUGUUUGUCAAACUCCUUUCCUGGCCACGUGUCAGUCUUGGAGUGAUUUCCCACCGCUCAUUUUAGUGUCCCUGAUGCUCCCUCUGUUUGUCUCUCUCUCUGUCUCUGUGUGUGUGUGUGUGUGUGUGUGUGUGUGUGUGUCUCAGUGAUGCUCAGACAUUUCAGACACUACGGCUCUUCCCGAGCGGAACGCAGAAGGGGCUCCGGUCCCUGACUGCUACGCUCUGUGAAAAGGAUCAAGCUAUAAUUCAAAAUGGACUCCUGGUCAGUGCUGGAGGACUUGCGAGACAGCUAGCACCUCCUGUUUGUAAUCCACCUCAGUACCCCUCAAGUCCCCCCACACUUUCCCUCACUCUGAAUGGAACGGUUCCCAUGCUCCCCACCCUCGCAGGGCUAUGACCGUGGCUGUGGCUGCUAUUGACUAUUUCAAACUGGAACCCUGAGUCCCUAAAAAUCUUUAUCUGAAAUGUUUAUCUUCACCUGUGAUUGGGAUCAUCACUCACAGACAUGGAUGGCUGUAGCACCCUAACCCCCAAGUAAUGUCCAGGAAAAGAAGCUUGGAUCUGUGUAAAGGGUCCCGGGAUUACUACAACUGCGCGAGCUCUUUUUGCUUCCUUCUGCUCCACACCGGUUCCUCCCCCCAAAGCUAAAGAUUGCGCAUCGGAUGCUUGCUAUUAAAUUGUUGACUGUUGUCAUCAAUUAUUAAACUUUGCUGUUAUACUGUUUGGAUGUAAGAAGGCCCUCAGCUACGUCAGCCCUGGAGUUUUACUUUUUGAAGUUUUAUUUUCAAAGUGGACACAUCAACAGCUUUCUGACAUGCGCAAACGCACAUUGCUCUUUGCAUUACAGGCUCUGUGUGCAAGUGUAAUAAAUUGACCAAGGAACAAAUGGGUCCUUUUGUUUUUUUUAGAACAAGGAGGAAAAACAAACCUAAACACUGCAUUUCAGUUGAAGAAUUGUUUUGUUUUUCAAGUCUAUUUCUUUGGGUGUGUGUGUGUGUGUGUGUGUGUGUGUGUGUGUGUGUGUGAGAGAGAGAGAGGGAUGGCUGUCUUUGCUGAAAACCUGCUCAUUUUUUCGCUUCUUUCGUUUGUGCUCGGCCUCGUUUCUGUCGGCCUCAGUGAUUGACUGAUCACCCAACCAGGAAUGAGGGACAGUUUCUACCGUUACAAUGUUGCUAUUGUUAUUAUUACAUGGAGAUUAUGACAAUUAUCAGUUUUUGUAUUGAAUUUUAAAAACAAACAUUAAAAAGCAAUUGUAAAAGUUGUGGCUAAACUUCAGUGUUUGUAGUUUAAGAGGGAAAAAAAAAACAAGUUGUCGUUCUUCUGAAGGUUUCUUUUCUUCCAGAGUUGGGUUGCUUUAUUUUAUUUCCUCUUCACUUAUUUGUCCUGCUGUCCUCUCGUUUGUGUGGUAAGUCUUCCCCCUCGAGCCCUUUCUUUUUGUUCAAGGAUUGAGGGAGUUCAAGCCAAUCAUCUCUCCAUUUCACCUCAUGUGGAGUCUCAGUAAUGUUGCUGCUCUCCCUGAAGUCCUCCACUUCUUCUGUUUUAAUUUGUCAUUAAAUAAAUCUAUCUUUUUCAUA
Molecule: messenger RNA, 3020 nt
Organism: Oreochromis niloticus (Nile tilapia)
Lineage: Eukaryota; Metazoa; Chordata; Actinopteri; Cichliformes; Cichlidae
Gene: siah1
Product: siah E3 ubiquitin protein ligase 1
Exons: 6
Coding region: 252-1100 (282 amino acids)
Biological process (GO): multicellular organism development; proteasome-mediated ubiquitin-dependent protein catabolic process
Cellular component (GO): cytoplasm
Molecular function (GO): zinc ion binding; ubiquitin protein ligase activity; ubiquitin conjugating enzyme binding
Source: RefSeq, a predicted model, not a curated record